This is a messenger RNA of Oncorhynchus nerka (sockeye salmon), 5076 nucleotides long. It is a transcript of the gene samd10b, whose product is annotated as sterile alpha motif domain containing 10b. Bases 250 to 771 code for a protein of 173 amino acids. Gene Ontology annotation, cellular component: cytoplasmic side of plasma membrane. The record is from RefSeq and is a predicted model, not a curated record. Gene Ontology annotation, molecular function: protein binding. The transcript has 5 exons. Gene Ontology annotation, biological process: cell surface receptor protein tyrosine kinase signaling pathway. Lineage: Eukaryota; Metazoa; Chordata; Actinopteri; Salmoniformes; Salmonidae.
CAGCAACGGCGUCGGUUGGCAGCGGACUACCGAAAACAAACGAUCGGGUGAGACCGUGUGCUGUGACUAUCUGUCCGUGUAGUCUUCACCGGUCCUCACACACAGCUACACACACACAAGCGCGCGCAGUAGCCUACUGCCAAAUCGCGCGGUCUCUCACGCGCAUACUCUCUGCUAGCCAGACAGAUACAGAAGCAAUGGGAGACAAUUACUGAGGCAACCACGGAGAGAUACACACUGAGACCGACUAUGGCUGUGGACGCAGCGUCCAGCUUCAGUUUCUGCCGUGCGUCCCUGGAGCACACAGUGUCUGUAGAGGAGCUCAGCUACCAGCUGCCUCGUCGGCCAGGGGCCAGUCUGACCUGGCACGAUGGGAGGGGGCAGAAGAACACACACACUGUCAAACUACUGCAGCAGCCUGGCACAGAGGGCAUACAGCUGCGUCCAGGCGAAGCAUUCACUGUGUACCACACCAGCCCUACUCUGUCCAGUCUGUCCAAACCAGUGGUUCUGUGGACCCAACAGGAUGUCUGCAAGUGGCUGAAGAAACACUGUCCCCACAACUACCUGACCUACGUAGAAGCCUUCUCCCACCAUGCUAUCACAGGUCGCGCAUUGCUGAGGUUGAACGGGGAGAAGUUGGAGAGGAUGGGCAUUGUCCAAGAAACAUUGAGACAGGAGGUUCUACAGCAGGUCCUUCAGCUACAAGUCAGAGAGGAGGUCCGCAACCUGCAGUUGCUCAGCAGAGCCUCCUUUGGAAACAUCUCUUAGCUCAUCCCUCCGUCCAUUUGGCAGCCCUCACUCUCCUCUGCUAUUUCCAGUAGCCAUGGAAGGACCUGCUCACUCCAGAUAUGUGAACGCAGAAUAGGGCUGUGAGAGGAGGGAAGAAAGGAGGGGAGAGAGGACAGAAAAGAAGAGUGAAGAGGAGCCUUUAGACUACAUGCCAAACACACUGAAGGAGGUUUCCCAUUCAACAAGGCCAAACUGGUUUAAAUGAUGAGAGAGAGAGAGAGAGAGAGAGAGAGAGAGAGAGAGAGAGAGAGAGACAGAGAGAGAGAGAGAGAGAGAGAGAGAGAGAGAUAGAGAGAGAGAGAGGGAGGGAGGUGCUGAAUACAAGGGCACACACUGUAACAUAGAUAUAAGAUGUUUGAAAGGAUAUUGACAAUGUAGACAAAUUAGAUCUUAACUACAACAGAUUCCCCCCUUUUUGGUUUAUUGUUUUGUUUUGGGGUGUAGAGAGGAGUAUUGUUACUGAUCAAUUACUGUAGUUCAUUAUGGUGGGUGCAUUACUCCAAGGUUGGUGGAAAGCAAAUGCAGCAAACUACUGAAUGUCAAUGUCUCUGUAUCAUACUCACAUCACAACCCGACUGUUCACAAUGUAUCUUUUCCACUCAGGAUUUUCAUUUUGGAAUAUGUAUUUAUAGUUUUGAUAGAUCUAAUUCAUACAGUAUAAAGUAUAUAUACUCUUGCCUUCAUUAGCACCCUCUCCCCAUAGCACAUUCUCUUCCUUUAAUCUCUUUUAUAAAGCCUUGUCUUCACAAUGUACAGAAUGUCACCCCCCAAAUCAUGUGUUUGUACUGUAAAUGAACCAUGUCUAUGACAAACAUACAGGACCAGUCAAGAGUUGGGACACACCGACUCAUUCAAGGGUUUUUCUUUAUUUUUACUAUUUUUACAUUGUAGAAUAUUGGUGAAGAAAUCAAAACUAUGAAAUGACAUAUGGAAAAAUGUAGAAACCAACAAAGUGGUAAACAAAUCUAAAUAUAUUUUCUAAUUUGGAUUCUUGAAAGUAGCCACCCUUUUCCUUAAUGACAGCUUUAAACACUCUUGGCAUUCUUUCAACCAGCUUCAUGACGAAUGCUUUUCCAACAGUCUUGAAGGAGUUCUCACAUAUGUUGAGCACCUGUUGGCUGUUUUCCUGUCACUCUGCGGUCCAACUCAUCCCAAUCCAUCUCAAUUGGGUUGAGGUCAGGUGAUUGUGGAGGCCAGGUCAUCUGAUACAGCACUCCAUCACCCUCCUUCUUGGUCAAAUAGCCCUUACACAGCCUGGAGGUGUGUUGGGUAUUGUCCUGUUGAAAACAAAUUAUAAUCCCAAUUAAGUGCAAACCAGAUGGGAUGGUAUAUCUCUGCAGAAUGCUGUGGUAGCCAUGCUAGUUAAAUGUGCCUUGAAUUCAAAAUAAAUCACUGACAAUGUCACCAGCAAAGCCCCCCACACCAUCACACCUCCUCCUCCAUACUUCACGGUGGGAACCACACAUGCAGAGAUCCUCCUUUCACCUGCUCUGUGUCUCACAAAGACACAGUGGUUAUUUGGGCUGUAAGCUGAGGUGCAGUUAACUCUAAUGAACUUAUCCUCUGCAGCAGAGGUAACUCUGGGUCUUCCUUUCCUGUGGCGGUCCUCAUGAGAGCCAGUUUCAUCAUAGCGCUUGAUGGUUUUUGCGACUCCACUUGAAGAAACUUUCAAAGUUAUUGAAAUGAUCUGGACUAACGGACCGUCAAGUCUUAAAGUAAUGAUGGACUGUCUUUUCUUUUGCUUAUUUGAGCUGUUCUUGCCAUAAUAUGGAUUUGAUCUUUUACAGAAUAGGGCUAUCUUCUGUAUACCACCCCUACCUUGUCACAACACAACUGAUUGGAUCAAACGCAUUAACGAAAGAAAUUCCACAAAUGUACUUUUAACAAGGCAAACCUGUUAAUUGAAAUGCUUUCUAGGUAAAUACCUCAUGAAGCUGGUUGAGAGAAUGCCAAGAGUGUGUAAAGUUGUCAUCAAGCCAAAGGGUGGCUACUUUGAAGAAUCUCAAAUAUAAAAUAUAUUUUGAUUUGUUUAACACUUUGUAAAACCCUUGAAUGAGUUGGUGUAUCCAAACCUUUGACUGGUACUGUAUAUUAUUUCAACGUUCUAGAGGAACAUAAGCUGUAGACCUGAAUAUAAUGUAGACCUAUACCUUUAGCAUUUUAUAAACAGAGGAUUUUGAUAGGUCAUGCUAUGACAGAUGUUUGCUGUGAUUGUUUCUGCCCUAGCUGUAUUUGAUAAAGCAAUAAUCAGAGAUGUAGCUGGCCAAAAGCAAUGGUUAUAUUCUACUAGUAUGAGUCAAAUGCCUACAUCUCCCAUGAUGUAGUAGAAGUAUACUGUACUUACAACUCCAUUGUGUAAAAAUAAUCCAUUUUUGUGUGUUUCCCAUAACACCACAAGUGCACAACUCCAGUUCUCGAGGGCUCCUAUCCUGCUGGUCUCUCUCUCUCUCUCUCUUCUUUCUCUCUCAUUGAUCAGUUAGUGUAACUGAUUGACUACUGAUUCCACACACCUGGUAGCCCAAGGAAUCAACUUGUCAUUGAAAGGGAGCAUAUGGUGUAUACUGUUCGCCCUGGAGGACUGAAGUUAUGCACCUCCACCCUACACCAUGUCUCUCAUUGAUAGCUAUACAUAUUACAGAGAUUAUUGAGAGGAACCAGACCAGCUGCCUGCUAUUACUGUCACACUGUGAAUCCAGACACCUUUACUGUGCUUCAUAAACGUACCAGAAAUCACAUACUCAGCAUGACCGUAAAUAAAGAUCCUCUGAAGAAAGCAACAUAGGCCAAUAUACAGGUAACUGACUAAAUGAAGGAAAUGCUUGAGUAAAUGAGAGAUACAAAGUAUAUUGAAAGCAGGUGCUUCCACAAAUGUGUGGUUCCUGAGUUAAUUGAGCAAUUAAUAUCUCAUCAUGCUUAGGUGUCAUGUCUACAAAUCCCCAGUUGACCGUUACUUCAGCUACCAUGGCUAGAAGGAAAGAUCUCAGUGAGUCUCAAAUGAGCAUAGGGGGUUUAAAGUGUGUGUGUUUGUGUGUGUGUGUGCGUGCGUGCGUGUGUGUGUCAGUCACCAGAUCUCAACCCAAUUGAACACUUGUGGUAGAUUCUGGAGCGGCGCCUGAGAUAGCGUUUUCCACCAUCAACAAAACACCAAAUUUCUCCUGGAAGAAUGGUGUCACAUCCCUCUACUAGAGUUCCAGACAAUCUAUGCCAAGGCACAUUGAAGCUAUUCUGGUGGCUGGUGAUGCCCCAACCAUGCAUCAUCUCACACUUUCACUUUGAGAUUUGACGUAAUUGGAAGAAUGUCAAUGUUUUUUGACCCAUUAAUUCCCAACGCUCUAUUUGACACUUUAGUUUGGUGUUUCCUUUAUUUUGACAGUUACAUGUACAGUAUGUGUUUUUGUUUCAUUACGAAAAUGAAGGUUCACUUUUCAGAAUUGAUGGUGAAGGGGAGCAGGUCUUCUAUGGUUGAGCAUAGACCUAUUCUGGGGAACAGGCUACCCACUGGGCACACACGGGUUGAAUCAACGUUGUUUCCAUGUCAUUUCAAUUAAAUUACUUUGAACCAACGUGGAAUAGACAUUGAAUUGACAUCUGUAACCAGUGGGAAGGCUCCCAUCCUUUCCUCAAUCCCUCCCUCUACCCCUCCCUCAAUCCCUCCCUCUACCCCUCCCUCAAUCCCUCCCUCUACCCCUCCCUCUAUCCCUCUCUCCAUCCCUCCCUAUCUCUAUCCCUCCCUCUACCCCUUCCUCUAUCCCUAUCUCUAUCCCUCCCUCUAUCAUCCCUCUCUAUCCCUCCCUCAAUCCCUCCCUCUAUCAUCCCUCUCUAUCCCUCCCUCUACCCCUCCCUCUACCCCUCCCUCCCCCUCUCUCUAUCCCUCCCUCUACCCCCUCCCUCAAUCCCUCCCUCUACCCCUCCCUCUACCCCCUCCCUCUAUCCCUCCCUCAAUCCCUCCCUCUACCCCUCCCUCUAUCCCUCCCUCUACCCCUCCCUCUAUCCCUCCCUCUACCCUCCCUCUAUCCCUCCCUUCAGUUGACAAGGACUGUCUGAAUGAGGAAACAACUUGACUGUUAAGUGGAAAAUACACUGUUAUACAUUUGUAGAUGUGUACAGACACUUCUAUUAUUUGUUUGUUUACUUUUUCAGAUCAAGGAUGGGGUUGUUUGUUUUCGAUAUGUUAAGGAAAAGGGUUUUAAAGAUAUGAUUAUUUACUUGCUGUACAGAUGUUAAGAAGAUAUAUGGAAUAUGGAGAAUCUUGGCUUUUUUAAAUAAAGUAAUGCAUAUUCAUGA